Molecule: messenger RNA, 1401 nt
Organism: Spizellomyces punctatus DAOM BR117
Lineage: Eukaryota; Fungi; Chytridiomycota; Chytridiomycetes; Spizellomycetales; Spizellomycetaceae
Exons: 1
Coding region: 237-1115 (292 amino acids)
Source: RefSeq, a predicted model, not a curated record
GGUGCCUUCUAAGGAAUGUCAAUGCGCCAUUUAUGUUCAGGGAAAGGUUAACGAGGCUUGCAUAUUUGUAAAAAGAUACAUGCUAUCAUAUGCGAGGGGUUUAUAAAGGCCAUGAGUUGGCCCCGUUUCCGCUCCAACUACAACGAAAACUAGCCACAGAAUAUAAGUAGAGUUUGCAAGUCUUUUUUGCACUACAAUAUCGUUGCUGCACCCAAGUAACCCGGUCGACACAAAACAUGGACCCACUCCAGCUUUCAGCUAUAGGUUCAGGAAGUGCCCUUGCUGGGGUGACUGUACUGCUAUCGUUUUGGGAGAACAUUGUCAAGACGAAGAACGUGCACAUGAAAACGUCGAUUCUGAUUGCCAUCCUUUCCUAUAUCGUUUCCAUGUCGUUCGUUAGUAGCUCCUGGAGCUAUUUGGGGCUGGGAAACCCGGAUGGAUUUGCCACCAGAAUUAUAUGUGCUACUGCAUUCUACGACUUCUUCUUCGCCUGCCUGACAUAUCAUUCGGCGUACCGGACGUUUCUCAUAUGCAAGCCGUUCCACCCGAGAGUCUGGCUACUGGCCGCGGGCGUAACGCUCACUCAGAUAGUCAUUCACGGCACCGCAAGCUACUUCUGGGCCACCAAUAUGAAAGCUAACUACGGAACGAUCCCGUCGCCAAUCAGCACCACAAUGGAGACGGUGGUAUUGGUGUACUACAGCACAGUCGAGUCAGUUCUGUUCCUGAUCACUCAGUACAAGAUCGUGGAAUCUACCACUGCCACGAAGACAAACGUGAGCAUGGUGACCAAGCUGACGACAUACAUGAAUGGAUUUGCGCGAUCAAUCGCCUAUACCGCCAAUAUCUGCAUUGGGUUCAUAGCUCUCGGCGAAGUGAUACCCGUAACCCACAACUGGAACUUCCCGAUGUACGGCCCCGCGUUCCUCAUCAUCAUAAUUCUUACCGAUGUGGGACGCUUCCAGGACUGCAUGACGAAGCUACACAAUUUGGAUUCCACGAGCGGCAGAAAGGGCCACGGUCACUCCUCUAACGGGGGGCCGGCUGGACGCACGGUGCAACUUUCCGAUGCAAAGUCGGGAGGCGAUUAUCACGACGGUAACCGCCACUGCUGAACUGAGAGAUAAACCGAAUCUGUUCUUCACAAUCGAGUUUAAAGACGACUGGCCAAAGUAGUACGAUACGUGACAUUUUUUUUUAGUUAGCGAGAGGAAGGGGGACUACGGCCUUUGAGUAAGGGAGGGAUAUCCAGGAUCGAUAAGUAGGGUAUCCUGGUAUAUCAAGGCAAAGCACGAUCUGCGGGUUGUUGUAGUAGAGAGUGCAUAUUUUGAUAAUAUCAGUACUUGUUCUGCUGACAACCAUCAAGGGGAUGUCAUUCAAUAUUUAUCCACUUUAACCAUG